AUGGCAUCCGAUCUAAACGACACCGUUUUCCCUGAAGAAGAUCUCGAUGACGACGACGAAACUCAAGAAGACGAAGAGGAGGAUGACGAAGACGACGAUGUUUUAGACGAUGAAGAAACCGAACCCUCUCAUUCCGUCCUCGCAGCCAUAACCCUCGCUGCCCCCGGUUCCGCCGUCUCCCAAACACUCGCCACCGCGUCUACGGCUAUUGUUGUCGCCGAUUCCUCGCCCAAGAGGCCGCGCACGGAGCAAGUCGAGGAGAAAAAGGCGCUUGACGAUUCGCGGCGAUUGUUCCAGCGCCUGUGGACGGACGAGGACGAAAUUGGGCUCUUGCAGGGGUUUCUGGACUACACGACGCAGCGAGGAUCCUCUCACCACAACGACACCGCUUUGUUCUACGACCAGAUCAAGUCGAAGCUUCAACUCGGUUUCAACAAGAACCAGCUCGUCGAGAAGCUCCGAAGGCUGAAGAAGAAGUACCGCAACGUCCUCACCAAAAUCAACGAUGGCAAGGAAUUCUCCUUCAAGAGCCCUCACGACAGAGCCACCUUCGAAAUCUCGCGGAGGAUCUGGAGCAACACCGCCCCAAUCACCGGUCCCGUCGAAGACGACGACGAAAUCAACCCUAACCCUAAUCUUAUUCCCAACCCUAAUUUCAGCCAUUCGGCGAAGACGUCGCUGUCGCGGAAGCGGUCGCGGUCUCGAUCGGAGAAGCGCGAGUUCCACGACGGUUCAGCGUUGAAUAAGGAUACUAAUUGUAUUGGCAAUAGUAACAAUAACAGUAACAAAGAUAAUGAAAAUUGUAACCAUAGGCAUAGCUUACAGAGCUUGAUUGAAGAGACGGUGAGGAGUUGCGUGUCGCCGGUUUUGAAGGAGUUGGUGAGUGGUGGCAUGGGAUUUGGUUUUGGGGGAAGAGGGUUUGGAGUUGGAGGAGGGUUUCCAUUGAAUUCCUUGCAAAUGCAAAUGCAAAUGCCAAUGGCUUUGAGUUCAUUGAAUUUGGGCAUUGGGGAAAUGGUGAUGGAUGAGAAGUGGAGGAAGCAACAGAUUUUGGAGCUGGAAGUCUAUUCCAAGCGUUUGGAAUUGUUGCAGAAUGAGAUCAAGGUUGCUCUCGAGGAGUUGAGAUCCUCCGGUGGAGGAUGACUCAAAAUAAAUCAAACCGUUUAUAGGGUUUAAUUUAUUUUUUUUUUUCUUUUUUUAAUAGUUUAGGUUUUCAUUAUUGCAGACAGCAGUUGUUUAAUAAUGUGUUCUUGUUUUUCUUGUCUUGUGUAAAAUUUUCUUCUACGCUUAUUAAUAAUUUACAUGUACAGCUUCUUUAUA
Molecule: messenger RNA, 1317 nt
Organism: Vigna radiata var. radiata (mung bean)
Lineage: Eukaryota; Viridiplantae; Streptophyta; Magnoliopsida; Fabales; Fabaceae
Product: probable transcription factor At3g04930
Exons: 1
Coding region: 1-1140 (379 amino acids)
Biological process (GO): regulation of DNA-templated transcription
Cellular component (GO): nucleus
Source: RefSeq, a predicted model, not a curated record